Molecule: messenger RNA, 2376 nt
Organism: Pantherophis guttatus
Lineage: Eukaryota; Metazoa; Chordata; Lepidosauria; Squamata; Colubridae
Source: RefSeq, a predicted model, not a curated record
AUCAAAAGCCUUGAUCAGCAAUUUUUGCACAGAAUUAUUUUAUGUAUACAAUUCACUCAUCCAGUUGGAAAGGAGACAGAAGCUGGUUGCUCGGUUUUCAUAUGUGAGAAAUAUCUACCUGAAACUUAGAAGUAUUUCCAAAUCUGCCUCAACAGAUAUGCCCCACCCAGACAGUUUGUUAAGAGGGAGGAGUAGACAGAAAGCUAAAAGUCCAUAACAGAAGUGAAAAAGCAAGUGGAUCGGAAAGUGUACAUUCUGACAACUCAGCUAAAGAAAGCACAAGUGACUAAGAAGUACCAUACAAUAAUAUCUCUUUUGCUGUGUUGUGGGUGAGCCCCAAAUCAGAGAUGGAAAGUUUAGAAAACAAAUCUAUCAACCACUCCAAACUGGGGGAAAUUGAAGGAAUCCCAAUGCCCAGUGAAAUGGUAGAGAAUUGGAAUCUAAUACGUGGCUUUCAAGCUCGGCCUGAUGACCUUCUUCUCUGCACUUAUCCCAAAGCAGGGACCACGUGGAUACAAGAAAUUGUGGACAUGGUCCAGCAUAGAGGAGAUGCACAGAAAUGUGCCCGUGCACCCAUUUACGAGCGGAGCCCCUACAUAGAACUUUUCCUUCCAAAGCCCAUCCCUUCAGGCUUUGAAUUGGCAUUAGCAAUGCCUUCCCCGCGAACCCUCAAAUCUCAUCUCCCAGUUCAUCUCUUGCCAACUUCCUUCUGGGAACAAAAUUGCAAGAUCAUUUAUGUGGCCAGAAAUGCCAAGGACUGUGCUGUCUCCUUCUUCCAUUUCCACCGCAUGAAUAAAUUACUUCCAGAUCCAGGAACGUGGGAAGAUUUUCUGGAGAAUUUCAUUGCUGGGAAAGUUUGUUAUGGCUCAUGGUUUGAUCAUGUUCGUGGUUGGUGGGAGGCUAAAGACCGUCAUUCAAUUUUGUACCUCUUUUAUGAAGACCUAAAAGAGAAUCCAACUCAGGAAAUCCAGAAAGUAGCUCAGUUCCUAAGUAUAGAUCUUACAGCAUCAGUCCUGGAUCAGAUUGUGCAGCACACGGGAUUUGACAGCAUGAAAGAAAACCCAAUGGCUAAUUACAGCAACAUACCUUCCUCUGUCCUUGACCAGACAGUGUCACCCUUUAUGAGAAAAGGCACCGUAGGUGACUGGAAGGAAUACUUCACAAUGUCUCAAAGCCAACAACUGGAUGAAAUCUGCACCCAAAAACUAAGUAACAGUGGCUUGGAGUUCCGCACAGAGCUAUAAAUAGACUUCCCAAUGCCUUCAAGCAAGACUUUUUCUCAGACUGAUUUCUACUUGAGUUAAAAGAAAUAAUCACGAAUUUACAAGCAAUGGUAGAAAGUCCUUUUGUGAUUAUAAGCCUCAUAAUUCCCCUGAGAAUGAAUGGAAAGAGUCAGUCUCUUAAUUACUCUCUGUGAUGAGGAGAUAAAGAAUGAGUACAUUUUAUUUGAAUAACCUUUGCAUCAUGUCUUUUCCCAAAAAUCUCAGAGAGGCAGAUAUAAUUUGUGGUAAGGAUACAUUUUAUCCUUACAGGAAUUCAGCUUGUGGAUUGUGCAAGAAAAAGGAGAAAAAGAGAACAAAGAUGAUCAAAAACCUAAAUUAUAGCCAAACGUAGCAUAGCCUUCUCCCCUUACCCUGAUCACAUCUGUUUUUGGAGAAAUUUGCAGCAAAUGGCCAAUAUCCAUAAAUCUUGCCAAACGAAACUUCUCACUCUUGGCCCUGCUAAGUAGACAGGUAAUCUUCCUUUAACAACCACUUGUUCUGCAUCUUUUCGAAGUUACAGCACUGAAAGAGUGGUACUUAUGACAAUCCUCCAAGUUCCAGCUGUCCCACCAACCCUGUGGUUAUGUGAUCACAAUCUGACUGAUUGGCAAGUGGCUUGCACCUACGACAAUUGCAAUAUGCCACAGUCACAUAAUUGCCAUUUGUGAGAUUCCCUGCAGGCCUUCUGCAAGCAAAGCCAAGUUGCCUGCACCCUCCAGUAUCUGACAGCAGUGAUCCCUGGCUGAAGAAGAGUUAUUCAGGAAGAAGGCAAGGGAGUGUUAUUUACAGUUGUGAUGAAAAUUAAUUAAGUAACUAAAUCAACCAUUCCUUCCUUCCCUUUGUUUCUGACUUAAUCCUUAAAACGUUGCUCGCAUCACCUACAGACAAUAGAUCUAGUCCAUCAACAUCAAGGUUUAUGAAUUGCAGAAUAAAAUAAGAAGACAAGGGAGUAUUAUUUACGAUUGUGAUCCCCACUGAUUAAUCAACCUUUUCUUCCUAUGCUUCUUCUCAAACUUAAUCCUUAAAAUGUAGCCCACAUUGCCCAGCAGAAUGUAUCUAGACCAGCUUAAAAUUAAGAUUUAUGAACAACAGAAUAAAAUAAGUAUCUAUCUUU